This is a messenger RNA of Manis pentadactyla (Chinese pangolin), 615 nucleotides long. Its product is annotated as olfactory receptor 5V1-like. The transcript has a single exon. Bases 1 to 615 code for a protein of 204 amino acids. Gene Ontology annotation, biological process: G protein-coupled receptor signaling pathway. Gene Ontology annotation, cellular component: membrane. NCBI's taxonomy places the organism in Eukaryota, Metazoa, Chordata, Mammalia, Pholidota, Manidae. The record is from RefSeq and is a predicted model, not a curated record. Gene Ontology annotation, molecular function: G protein-coupled receptor activity; olfactory receptor activity.
AUGAGGGACAACAUCAUGACUGGGAAUCACAGCAUUUCCUUCCUGGGCUCUGCUUUGCAGGUUUAUUUCCUGGAGGCCCUGGUCAGGACUGAAUUCUUCCUUCUCAGUGUCAUGGCUUGUGACCGGUAUGUGGCCAUGUGCUUCCCGCUUCAAUACAAUCUCAUCAUGACCAAGGCUCGCUGUGCCCUGCUCACAGCUGGGACCUGGGCAGCAGGGAUUCUCAAUUCCCUCCUUCAUACUGUUUCCACCUUCUGCCUGUCUUUCUGCAAAUCCAAUCGGAUUAACCAGUACUACUGUGACAUCCCCCUACUGGUGGCCCUCUCUUGCUCAUCCAAGUUCCUGAUAGACAUGGUCGUGUUUGUGGGAAGAGAGAUUUUGGGGAUUGAUGCCUUCCUGACAUUUAUCUCUUACAUCUACAUCAUAUCUGCCAUCCUGAAGAUCCAGUCUGUGGAAGGGAAGCACAAAGCCUUCUCCACAUGUGCUUCCCACCUCCUGGUGGUCUGCUUGUUCUAUGGCACUGCCACAUUCACCUACAUGCAACCCUCUUCUGGUGGACACUCUACCGCUGGACACAGCCUCACCUCAUGCUCUAUGGGGUUAUUACCCCAAUGUUAA